Messenger RNA from Cadophora gregata, 693 nucleotides. RefSeq lists its product as uncharacterized. The transcript has a single exon. The coding region runs from base 1 to 693 and encodes 230 amino acids. The record is from RefSeq and is a predicted model, not a curated record. Lineage: Eukaryota; Fungi; Ascomycota; Leotiomycetes; Helotiales; Ploettnerulaceae.
AUGGUGGAGGUUGGGGCCUAUAUGAUAGGUGUCCCCUUUUUGAAAGUGACAUCGACCAGCAUCUGCCUCUGCAUUCAAACUUCCAGAGCAACCUUCACUUCACUACACACUCUCCACAUCAAACCAAAACCACCUGAAAUCAUCGAUCAAUCACCUCCCUCUUCAUCACCUUCUCCUGCUCAGACGUUUUCUACAGCCCCGACGUCACCAAACUUCAACGACAAGAUGGCUGCCCCUUCGGUCACUCCGUCCAGCAACCACACCCAGGAGUAUUCAAUCAGUGGGUCGAGGAACGUGGCAACGUCGUCUCCCCAAAGACGAUGGAGCCAGUCUCUUCACCCGCAUCUCGGUCACCUAGCCUGCGCCGAGCCCAGCUGCGAUUCCUACACCACCGGCCACGAAGUCAUGAAGAUCGACCCCAUCUGGGACUACGCUACUCUCGGCGAGAAGAUCAAGCACUGGGUCAAGACUGUUCAGAAUGGCGAUUCCAAGGUCCGUAGCUACCUUCGUCAGUGCGUCUGGACCGACGACCACAAGAUCGUCUCCCUCAAGGUCAACUGGAACGGCCUUGCUGGCAACGGCUGGUCUGACAAUGGCGAGACCAUCAUCACCGAGAAGAACUAUGGUACUGUCCUUGCCAUGAUGGUCAAGCGCAAUGCCAUCGACAAUUUGGUUGUCAUCACGUCCCUCUAG